UCCGCCAUUUUUCGACAGACGAACAUCGGCUGGAAAUGCAUGUGACCUAACUCGCAUUGUGACACAUUUCCGAGAAAUAAUGCCAAGAAAGAACAGCAUACCUACAAAUCACCCCACAGAAGUUGAAUCACUGACAUUCACUAACCAUGUGACGUAUGUGAAGUUCGGGUCGCAGCUUGAGUUGUCGCUGUGAGAACCAAAGCUGUGGCUGUUCAAGGGUCCACUGUCCCUUCUGUAGGGUCCAAAAUUUCAAGCCCUCACGUCCGGCCAGGGUCAGGGAUCACCUCAACCAGACUCACUUCAAGCAUGCUGUGCUGUAUAGAGGUAGAAACCUGGUCAAAUGCUACAUGCAGUGCGAUGCCGCCCCCGGGCACUUCCACUGUCCCCACUGCCCCAAACAACUCCUCAAGAAGGCUGGCUUCCUCUACCACCUGCGCAAUCACCUGCGGAAGGCGGGUAAGCCAGAGUCCUUGGUCCAGGCCCCCAACUUCAAACAUCCUCAGAAGGUUCUGUUUGAUGGUCAUGUGAUCCAGCUCUGCUCCAAUCAGUGUGAAGGAACCCUUGGCAAACAUUACCACUGUCCUUUGUGUGAGGAGAAGAAGUUUGAAGAGAUGGGGUCCUUGUCAAGUCACUUGUGGAGAUGCUGGGAGAUCAGCAGCUUGAAAGAGAACACAACUGUGGACUUGCCAGAAAGGAAGAAUGUGGAUGAAUUGUGGACGGCCAAUAUGGCUUUUAACACUACUGUUCCUCCUCCCAUGGAGAGAUUUGGGAGUAAGUGUCACGUGUCAGUAGUGAGAAACUUGGGUGACCUCCCCUUUGAGAGAUGCCAAGACCAAGGCUGCUGUCGACAUCGUUUUCACUGUGCUCUUUGUCCUUCAACAAAAUUCAAGCCAGCGUUCGUCAGCCAUCUCCAAGAACACUACCUCAGUCACUGGAACAGCCGUGCAGUUUGUGGAUCUUACAGCUACCUGGUGUGCUAUCAGCCUUGUCUCCCUCGGUACGGUUUCUCUGUGUAUCACUACCACUGUCCAGUCUGUGGGCAGUCACGCAGAAGGAAGAUGCAGUUCAUUAACCACCUCCGGGAAUGUCUGGAUCCAAGCAUCAAGACAGAAUCUACUGAGACUGACAUCCACGGAGCUGAGGAGGAAGAUACCGAAGAACCUCACCAAGAUCUGGAAGUUCCUUGUGAAACUGAUUAUGGGGAAGGGGAAGAUAACUCUGUACUGGAGAAAACUGUUUCAAAUUCAGCAGAAGAGAUAGCUGUAAUAGGGGAUGCUGGGAAUGAGGAUGUUUCCAUGGAAAUGAGUGAGCAGAGGAGAAAUGAUGUUCAGAAGAAAGCCAUGGAGGUCUUCAACACAGUGCUGGCCAUCUUAUCACCAGAGUUUAUCUCCUCCCUGGCCUAUGACGGGCCUGUGGAGGACUUGCUGAGGGCGGUUACUGUGGAGACUGGCGUUGAAUGGCUGUCAUCUCCAGGUGUCAACAGUAACCCUGUCUACUCCAUCAGCGGAGAAGUAGACAGCAUCGUCAGAGCCAAGCAGAUGUUGAGACAGAGUCUCCCAAUGUCUCUGCAGAAGUCUCACCAAGAGAGCCUUACACCCAGCAAUGCUAAUGAUGCGUCUGCCAACAUUCCGGAAACACCUCGAUGCAUUUCUGAUACAGUCUCACCCCCAAGUGACACAGCAAGUAAACAAGGAGCCCAUCUAAUGUCCAAUGGUAUCCAGGACACCAGAUCUAACGAGCUACAAUACACUGAUGAUGUGUGGCCGGCCUCCAGUCUUCCUGCAGAACAUACAUCAGCUGCUCCUACAAGUGUCACUCGAACCAUCUCAAGCUUUGCUACAAAUCACCAUAACAGAUCAUCACAGAGGAACACUCAGGCUAACAUUGAAGAUAAUAUUUCAAGUAGCUUAGGGGAACAAGUCAUGGUGAAGCAAGAGACACCCAGUAAGGAGAUGCUGAUUAAUGCUUUGGAAAUGUUGUCUUCAGCUGUUGAGAUUGUGAAGAAGAAAGAAGAGAGUCAGUUGGCUAGAGAAGAAGAUGAUCAGACAGCACAAGUGGAUUUUCCGAUGAUGAAGGCAACGUCAUCAGUUAGCAGUCAGGAUGUUUUUGAAACUCGGAGGACAAGGAAGAGAGGAAAUGUGGAUGUUUCUCCUCCAGAAUCAGUGACCAGAAAAAGUAAGAGAAAACUCUCCUCUUCUGCUCGACAAAACAGGCGAAAAAUGAGAAAAAAAUCUUCUCCCCCUUCUGCUGAAGAUCUCAACAAACCAGGCUCAGACAUACAAAUAUGUCCUGGAUCAAAUCUGAAACCUUUGAGUACUGAGGAGAAAUCUGGGAAAUCUAGUGGAAGACCGAGGGGACGACCCAGAGGAAGUUCAGGCAAGACUGCCCAGAAACAGGAUAAUGUCAGCCAACCAACUGUAAAAAGAUAUUCUACCCGAGGAAAUAAAGUAGAUUUCUCCUUCCUGGCAACAGGAAAGAAAAGGAAGGAGGUGCAGGCAAAGCCUGAAAAAAAGCUGUUACACGAAAAGAUUCCACCAUCAGGCAGUCCUUGUUCCCAGACACCGAUGAUGAAAAAGAAAGGAAUUCCAGAACCUCAAGAAAUAGUGGAUGAAGAGCAAGACUCCCACGUGAGUUCAUCAAAGUCAAGAAUAAAGGGGAGAGACAGAAAACAAGAUCUGAAUCAGUCUAGAGUGGAAUAUGAGACUUCUCUUUCCAUGUGUUCAUCAGAGACCUCGUCUACCGUUUCUUCCUCAAAAUCUAGGGUCCAGGAGAAAGAGAACAGAAAGGAGAAAGAUCUGAGAGAGGGUAUUCAGCAGCCAAGGCUUGAACAAGAGACAGGAGACAGAGAGGAAGAAAGCGAGGAUAUUCUUCAGGCUAGGCUCAAACAUAACACCUCCCCUUCAGUCUGUUCUUUACAGUCCUGGACACAGACAGAGAUGGAAGUAUCUGAUGAAAUGGAAUCUGCCUUUGAAAAUUCUGAUGACGAGGAAGUGACUUCAAGUCGAGCUUCUUAUAGACUAGUGUACAGCAACAUGGCAGUCGUGCCAGUGGUCACCUUCAACAUGCAAUCCCAGAGCAUGUCCAGGCAGCUCAUUGGAAGCAGUGUGAAGAAGAACCCGUGUAAUACAGAGCCUGGAGCCAUUAGGGAGAAGAGUAAGGACUUGAAACGAUUUGACUGUCCUGUGUGUCAGUUUCAGUCCGAUUCCUUCCUCAAUGUUGUCAGCCAUUGUUCCGAAGAGCAUGAGACAGAUGACAGUCUUCACUGUGAUAACUGCAUGGUCAUAUGUCUGGAUGAGGAGUCCAAGUCAGCUCAUAGGAAGUAUUGCAAUAAGUGGAGGCUGGAUGAUUCCGAGAGCAAGCACCACACAUGUCCACAUUGUAUUUUCACAUCUGAGGACUUUGCGGAAGUCUCGGACCACUUAAUUUCCGAGCAUGAUGUUGAGCGUCUCCGAUGUGAUGUCUGUGAGAGAGUGUUCAGCCAGCACAAAUCAAUGGACAUACACCUGUCCAUGAAACAUGGCCCUAAGCAAAAGGCAAGUUCUCAGUUUGAAAAGCCUUCAACCAAGUGUCCUCUUUGUUCAGUUGUUGAAGAUGACUUCCAGGCACUGUCUUCUCAUCUGAUAUCGGAACAUGAUGUAACCAGUCCAUUACGUUGAGACAUCUGUGAAGGAGUCUUUGACAGCGACUCCCAUCUUGAGGCUCAUCUGAACAAUCACCAUGGGCCAUUUGAAGAAGGGUUAAUUUCCAACAGAUGCUCUGAAUGUGGGAUGGUGUGUAAAUCUAAGACGUCAUUAAUUCAACACCAAGUGUACAUCCACAAAAUGAAGUUCAAAAAGGACAAAAAAACAGCCAGUUUGGAGUGUAAAACUUGUUACUUCCAAGCUAAGACUGUGCAUGAAAUCAGAAAACACCGCUUGCAGCACAAGUUAGGUGUCCAUGAGUGUAAAGACUGUAAUAUGACCUUCAACUCGACCCCUAACCUUCAGUUCCACAUUCAGCUUCACCAUAAGAAGUCACACACUGCCAAGUGUGAUAUUUGUGGAAAAGUGUUCAAACAUAAACGAUACGUCAUUGGUCACCGGAAACGUCAUUUUGGAACCAAGAAAUUUAAGUGCAACAUAUGUGGGAAAGCAUUUUAUGAGAAAUGCACCCUCAAGGCUCAUGAGCAGAUUCACAUGGAGCCUAGUGAGAGGGAGUACAGAUUUGUAUGCCCAUUUUGUGGCAAUCGUUACACAAGCAAAAGCAAUUUCAAUGAUCAUUUAAACAAACACACUGGGGAAAGGCCUUAUAAGUGCACCCAUUGUGAUAAAUCCUUCGGGUUCCGUAGCCAGCUUGCCCAGCAUAGGAUCUUUGCCCAUUCCACAGACCGGCCUUUCAAGUGUAAAGAAUGCAACAAAGGUUUUAAGCUGGCGUCAAAGUUGCAGCAGCAUAUGAUUGGCCACACGGGAACCAGCAAACACAUGUGCGAUAGAUGCAAUCAGGCGUACUGCUCAUCUGCGUCGUUAAGGAUCCAUCAACAAAAAUGUCGAGGAACAGUUGUGAAGAAACGGCCGUUGACUUCACAAGUUUCAUUUGAGCCCAAUCCCAAUGUCAUUGCAGUGUCGGAAUCAGAAGUUCACAUGGCAGUGAUGAAUUCGUAUGUUGUGAUGAACAACUCUGGCAUUGACCUUGACCCUCAGUUGGACUGUAACAGCCAGGAGCAGCAGACGGAGAUCUAUCUGUGUAGCGUGUGUGAGGUUGGGUUUACAAGGUAUGAGGAUGCAAAACAUCAUAUCAACACCGAGCACGAGGAAAUGGGAGUGGAAGAAGAGAGUGUUGUCAUGGUGGAGGAAGAGUGUAUGCCAGAGGAAUCAGAUGUCGUGGUGGACCCAACGAUACAACUGACGGAGAUCAGCAUGGCUGAAGCAGACACAAUGUCGGAAACAAACACAAGACAUGUUGUCUAUCACACUUAGCAUUGGAUCAGCAGAUCUGUAAAGCCUUAAUUAGGCCAGACCAAUUUUAUUUCUUGUUUUAUGGAAUUUUGUCCUCUGAAAAUCUAAAGGCAGGAGGGAACAAAAAAGUAAUAUUCC
This is a messenger RNA of Haliotis rubra (blacklip abalone), 5072 nucleotides long. RefSeq lists its product as uncharacterized. Bases 348 to 3656 code for a protein of 1102 amino acids. NCBI's taxonomy places the organism in Eukaryota, Metazoa, Mollusca, Gastropoda, Lepetellida, Haliotidae. The transcript has 11 exons. The record is from RefSeq and is a predicted model, not a curated record.